Molecule: messenger RNA, 2826 nt
Organism: Dreissena polymorpha
Lineage: Eukaryota; Metazoa; Mollusca; Bivalvia; Myida; Dreissenidae
Product: vitamin D3 hydroxylase-associated protein-like
Exons: 20
Coding region: 125-1864 (579 amino acids)
Biological process (GO): fatty acid catabolic process
Molecular function (GO): amidase activity; fatty acid amide hydrolase activity
Source: RefSeq, a predicted model, not a curated record
AGCAGUCAUUACAUCCCUUUUAGGAAGCAUAUAUUGAUACAUAUGCCUCGGCCUCCACCUCUACUACAGUUUGCAUACGUGAAAUGAGUGUCCAUGGAUUUUGAUAACUAGAACACAAUUAAAAAUGGCAAGCAACAGCUGUAAGGUUUUGGCUUUUGGUGCUGGAGCAGUAUUGACAAUUUUCGUUGUAGAAAGAGUAAAGAAAUGGAAAACUGCAACUCAGGUUGGCAAAAAGAUUCAGAGGAAGCGACAACAAUGCAAGGCAGCUAGAGCCAAUGUUGAGGAGGUCUUACGGGAAUGUGGGAUGACAUGUGACCAGGCGAAGACGAUUGUUGCAUUACCAUAUAUGGAGCUACAGAGACAACUGCAGAAUGGUUCGCUGACUGCAUUACAAGUCCUGCAUGCCUACCAGAUUAUGGCAUUAGAAGCAACGGACAGACUCAAUUGUGUGACAGAAUUUUUGCCGGAGGCUGAAGCUAUUGCACAAUCUCUGGAUAAGUUAGAUAAGAAAAAUGGACCACUUCAUGGAAUACCAGUUAGUCUUAAAGAAAGCUUCGAACUAGCUGGCAACGACUCAUCAGCAGGGCUGGGACAUUGGCUCGAAGACUACAAAUCACAGGACGCGGUUAUCAUACAGGUCUUGAAGGACCUUGGAGCGGUUCCGUUUGUGAGAACAAAUGUUCCACAGACCAUGAUGCUUUCUGAGACUAACAACCCUAUAUUUGGAAGGACCUUAAACCCCGUUGACCUCAGUCGAGUACCAGGAGGAUCCACAGGGGGCGAGGCGGCCCUUAUAGGGGCCGGGGCCUCUGUUUUAGGAUUUGGAAGUGAUGUCGGAGGCAGUAUUCGACAACCGAGUCAUUGCUGUGGCUGCUAUGGGCUUAAACCCACGCUAGAAAGAAUGAGCCGUAAGGGGCACAUUUCCCUAGCAAAAGGCCAGACACUAAUAUCUGGCGCUGUCGGGCCGAUGUCACGUGACUUUGAUGGUAUCUUGGAGUCAUUAAAGCAUUGCCUUAGCGACCUGCACUUCGCUCUCGAUCCACAGGUGGCGCCCCUGAAAUUCAACGAUUCGAUUUUUAGCUCUACACAGCCGCUCCGUGUCGGUUUCUACGACUACGAUGGUUAUUGCCGUGCUGUUCCGGCUUGCGAGAGGGCUGUUCUGAUAGCAAAAGACACCUUGGAGCGACUGGGACAUACUUUGGUAGCUUUCACCCCUCCUCACGUCAGGGAUGCCAUACCGGAUUUGUACAUUAAAACUAUAACAGGAGACCGUGGGGAACAGUACAUGUCACAGCUGCGAAAAGACAUCGUUGUUCCUGAAAUUGCUAAGUUGACAUUUCCACAUACUCUUCCGCGAUGGCUGCUUUGGUUGUUAUCGUGGAUAGUGCAAGCCGCUGCGAAGGAUCCGCAAGUAGGACGAGCAUUAAGGGCCCCUUUGGGAUUAAGGGGUGUAAAUGAUUGGUUCCAACAUGCUGUACAAUUGCAGCAAUUCAAAGACGAGUUCCUAGCGUCGUGGAGGGAACUGAAACUAGACGCGGUUAUCUGUCCAGUGUCUGCAACGGUUGCAUUACCACACAGUGAAACCGUGAAUGUAAUCAAUACAUUCAGUUACGCCAUGCUGUAUAAUAUUCUGAACUACCCUGCUGGCUCGAUGCCCGUCACUAAGGUUACCAGUGAUGACGUCAGCAAUAUGGCGAAAUACCCCAACACGACGUUUGGGAACAAAUGCGUUAUCAAGUGCAUGCAAGGUACGGAAGGUUUACCUGUCAACGUGCAAGUUGUUGGUCUCCCCUACCAAGAGGAACUCGUGCUGCGCGUCAUGUCGGAGCUGGACAAAGGUCUGAGAGCUGAGCAGGACGGCUAGUUACAUGACAUGUAUGAGGUAUGCGUUGGCGACAGUUGCUACCUCAAGCGGUAUUGAUCUUGUAGUUUGUUAUUUAAAUAAACCAGCUGCAUUACCCUCUAUAGACGGAUGACGCUCAAAAUUAUCGGUUAAGUAAUGUGUUCAGGUGAAACAGUUUUUUGCUUGGAAUUUUUUUUUUAUUUGUGUUAUUUGAGACUUGUGUUUUGUAUGCUUUUUAUGCCACAAUGUGUAUUCGUCAUUUGUAUGAUAGUGUAAUGUAUGAACUUAUGCAUGUUAUAAUCUUAUAAAAGGUCUGUAAGAUUGUGUUUGUAUAAUGCGCUGAUUUUAUGGUUAUAUAUAUCUAUUGUAUAAUCAAUAUAUUAUGUUCUAAGACUACCGAUUUUACUUCAGAUACAUAAUAUUUUUUAAAGUAACAUAUUAAUGAUGUGUGUGUGUUUUUUUAAAUUUAUUUUCUGUCUUAACUAUUGUAUUCUGGGCCUGCAAUCAAAAAGUACUGAAUACAAUGGUGUCUUAUAUUGAUUGUUCCACUUGUUAAUAGAACGUUGUAUCGUUCUGUUUUGAAUAUAUUUUGUAUAAAUUAAAUGUGAUGAUAUCAUUUUUAGCGAGGCUGUUUUCGGAGAAAACCCGAGGUAUUGUCAUAGCCUGCUCGUCGUCCUACGUCCGCCGUCAGCCGUCCGCCGGCGUCGUGCUAAAACCUUUACAUUGGCUCUAAAAUCAAAGUGCUUCCACCUACAACUUUGAAACUUCAUAUGUAGAUGCACCUUGAUGAGUUCUACACGCCACACCCAUUUUGGGUCACUAGGUCAAAGGUCAAGGUCACUGUGACCUCUAAAAAAAAAAAUUCUGAUAAGCUUUCGCAGCCGAGCGUGGCACCCGUUAUGCGGUGCUCUUGUUGUAUUUGGCACCCUAUAAGUUUUGUGUAUACAUAUGCAUAUAUUGAAUAAAAAUAUUUUGUUUCUUUA